Messenger RNA from Onthophagus taurus, 601 nucleotides. RefSeq names its product mitochondrial ribosomal protein S28. The record is from RefSeq and is a predicted model, not a curated record. Gene Ontology annotation, cellular component: mitochondrial small ribosomal subunit. NCBI's taxonomy places the organism in Eukaryota, Metazoa, Arthropoda, Insecta, Coleoptera, Scarabaeidae.
GCCCAAAUCAAGCGGUUUUGAGGUUAGAAAAUUGGAACUUUAAAAAUAUGUCUUUAACAAGAAAUAUUGUGAUAAACAUCUUAAAAAACACUAAAAAAUCAUCAUGGAGACACCCAAUUAGAUUUUUAUCAACGGAAUCUGGAGAAAUCAAAGAAAAUAAACCUCAACUUGGAGGUUAUGCUAAGGCCUACGAAAAGUUUGAAAAUCUCACUCAAGAACCUAAAGAACCACCAAAAAGUUUUGCCACGCUUCUUAGGAACUCUAAAUUUAUUGAUUUAGGAGAUCCGGAGGGGAAACUAGUUGUUGGAAGAAUAGUUCACAUUAUUGAUGAUGAUUUAUACAUUGAUUUCGGUUGGAAAUUUAAUUGUGUUUGUUCAAGACCGAAAAAGAAUGCAACGAGUUACGUACGAGGAGCAAAAGUACGAUUAAUGAUCAAAGAUUUAGAAUUAUCAACAAGAUUCUUAGGUAAUGAAAAAGAUUUGACAUUAUUAGAGGCGGAUUGUGUUUUAUUAGGAUUAAUUCAAGAUAGAAAUAAGUCUGUAAUGUAAUUUAUUAUAAGUAUUUUUUAACAAAAAAUAGACAAGCCAUAAUUAUAAUGAAA